AUGGCCGGCGCCGCCUACGACGCAGACAGCAUCCAGAGAGCGGGCCCUGCUAACGACUCCGAGAGCCUCCGCACCGCUCACAGCAUGAUGGACUCCGAGAGUCUCCAAACGGCUCACAGCAUGAACGACUCCGAGAGUCUCCAAACGGCUCACAGCAUGAACGACUCCGAGAGUCUCCAAACGGCUCACAGCAUGAACGACUCCGAGAGCGGUCAGAGGGGGGUCCAUGGCCUCGGCCUCGCCGACACGGACAGUCUCCAGACGGCUCACGCCCUGACCGACGCCGACAGCCUCCGCCACGUCCACCGGCCCUAUGACACGGACAGCACCCUGACCAAUCAGCUCGCGUACGACAGCGCCAGCAACCAGACCAUCAACCCCUCCUCAGACACUGACAGCAAUCACACCAUACACCCGCCCUACCCCCCGCCCUAUCCCCCCCCGCACACACACACACACUCACACACACACACACACCUCUCCGACCGCAGGCUCGUGGACGACUGCGUUGCAGGAGGGUCGCAGGGCGACGCCCCCAGCACUAGCCACGCCCCAGACCUCCCGCAUGCCUCCGAAGACCCGCCCCCCUACAGCCCCCCCGACCCCAAGCUGGCGUACCUCAUCUACCCCCCGCCCCACUACUCCGGCCAGCCCGUCAUCGCCUGCCAGCCCCCCCCCAACUCCCCCGGGUUCUACCAGCCGCAGUUCAUGCCCUCGGCCAGCUACCCGCCCUACGCCAUCUACAUGAAUGGCUCUUCCCUGGGGGAGGACCAGCCCCCCCUCCCUAAAGACUACCUGGUGGAGUCGCUGCUGGUCACCAUCUUCUGCUGCCUGAUGAGCGGACUGGUCGCCCUCAUGUACUCCUACGAGACGCGGGCGGCGCUGGCGCGUGGUGACAUCAGAGGUGGUGAGCGAGCGUCUCAGAAGGCUCGUUUCCUGGUGAUGUUCAGCCUCAUGUUUGGUGUGUUUGUGUGUGUGGGCUGGAUCAUAUACGCGGUCAUUGCCCUCUGUGUGUAGGAGACAAACACACACACACACUAUGGAUUUAUUUAUUUUGCUACGUAACGUACUGUCCCUUACGCUCAAUGGUGUUUUUUGCCCCCAACGGCACCUUCCAGGCAGCACAGCCUAAAAGGCACUACCUUCACCCUAUUCCACCCCCUCAACCCUCAUCCUACCCCUAAACUGAGGGGAGUAGUGCCUUGAAGGCAGCGCUGCCUGGAAGGCACCAUUGAGGGCAAAUAAUACCAAAGACCGACCCGCUCUACAGUGUAUGUGUGUAGGAAACACACACACAAUUUAUUUUGUAAUGUAUGUACUGUCCCUUAUGGCGUAUGUUGCUGGGUAAGACUUCCCCUCCUUGGAGACUUGAGGACUUGUGGUUAAAUCAUUUUAAUACUACCAAUGCUACUACCACUGCACAAAACAAUUGAAUAACACACUCAACACCUUAGACAGCACUCAACAGUACUUUCUAAACGUUUUAAAGAGAGUACUCAACAAUACCCUCUAAACAUUUUAAAGAGAGUACUCAACAAUACCCUCAAAACGUUUUAAAGAGAGAACUCAAUGGUACUUUCUGAACGCUUUAAACCACUCAUGGACCUCUCGGGCCAGACGCCCUUCUUCGGUGUGGAUUGCCGAGUGUAUUGGCAACUCUAUUGCUGACCAGUGUGCAAUGAAAAAGCUAAUGUGUGAUUGCCUUUAGUGCUGAACUGCACCGUUGCCUUAAUAUAUAACUUAUGCAAGACCUUCACUUCUGCACACCAACGGGCUCAAGUGUGAGUCUCUAGUUAGGAAUUUGUAUGUUUGUUUAUUUGGGAACAUGUCCGUUAAACAAUUAUGUAAAUAAUACACACAGCACUUUCAAAAUCAGAAAAUGUGUAAAAACAUAAAUUUGCUCUUCAGUGGUUGAGAUAUAUUGUAUAAUAUGAUGGUUUGCAUUCUGCAGAUGGAAAAAAACACAUGUAAAUCAUAAUAUGUAUCA
This is a messenger RNA of Sardina pilchardus (European sardine), 1987 nucleotides long. RefSeq names its product proline rich transmembrane protein 1B. The transcript has 3 exons. Bases 1 to 1017 code for a protein of 338 amino acids. The record is from RefSeq and is a predicted model, not a curated record. Gene Ontology annotation, cellular component: membrane. NCBI's taxonomy places the organism in Eukaryota, Metazoa, Chordata, Actinopteri, Clupeiformes, Clupeidae.